AAUGACAUAUGAGGAGGUGCGUAGAUUUCCCGGGAGGAGCGUAGCUCCUCCUCCGCCGUUUAAUCCAGGUGUGUGAGGAAGUGCGACUGUCGACAUUAAAGCCGCACAGGCUGUCCUCCAUGACGGACUGUGGCAGGAGGGUCUCCCGGUGGACGGUGGAGGAGGUCUGCAGAUGGGUCCAGGACCAUCACUCCUCCGGACAGACUGCCUUCCUGGAGGCGAUCAGAACCCACUGCAUUUCAGGCCGAGCCCUGCUGAGGAUGACUGAGCCCCAGCUACAGAGGAUGGGCAUCGAGCCUAAGCAGCAGCAGGAGAUCUUGCAGGAUGUCUUGGUCUUGAAGGUUCAGGAGGAGCUGGAGACCCUCAAUGAUUUCUUCUCAGAAUUUUUUCCCCUGUGACAUGGGACCGUCGGAAAUGUGCAGAAGUGCCCCUCCUUGUGGAGGGACAGAAAAAGGCAGCAUGUUCGCCUUGAAGACCGCGGACAUCAGGAACGGCACCCGAUUGGUCGAAUUGUGGAAUUUUUCUGACAUUGUCAAUUUACAGCCUCUCACCGAACGUGGCUCACAUUGGUUAGUUUAUUUUAUUUUAGUUGUGCGAUGCCUAGUUGCCUGUGCAGGGACACAGGAAGGAGACGGCCCUGUGUACUUAGGAGAAGCAUUCUGGGGGCCUUCUGUGGGACCCAGUGUUAAUUGGAGUGGGGUAGUUUCAGAAAUUAAUGCAGGCUAGGGGCUGGUCAUAAAUGCGGUUUAGGUAACAGCCACACGCCGGCAGACCCUGGUAAGACUCAGAUCAGCUUGAGGAUGACUCCUAUCACCUGGCUUGUUUUUUGUCUGGUACUAAAAGGCCAUAAAAAAAACAUUAUGCUGGUGUAUUUGUUAGGUACUGCAUUUAGACCAGAAUCAAGCAUCUGUUACAAAAACUGCUUUUAUAUUUUUUAAGGUAUUUUUUUUUAAGACUUAGUAAUGGAUAAUUUUGAGGUGGCUUUGGAAUGAUUGAGAUUUCUCCAUAGAUAUUCAGGCAUUAAAGUGUGAUAUUUGUAUUCUUA
Messenger RNA from Paramormyrops kingsleyae, 1045 nucleotides. RefSeq names its product sterile alpha motif domain-containing protein 12-like. Lineage: Eukaryota; Metazoa; Chordata; Actinopteri; Osteoglossiformes; Mormyridae. Gene Ontology annotation, biological process: cell surface receptor protein tyrosine kinase signaling pathway. The record is from RefSeq and is a predicted model, not a curated record. Gene Ontology annotation, cellular component: cytoplasmic side of plasma membrane. Gene Ontology annotation, molecular function: protein binding.